Messenger RNA from Scedosporium apiospermum, 1887 nucleotides. RefSeq lists its product as uncharacterized. The record is from RefSeq and is a predicted model, not a curated record. NCBI's taxonomy places the organism in Eukaryota, Fungi, Ascomycota, Sordariomycetes, Microascales, Microascaceae. The coding region runs from base 1 to 1887 and encodes 628 amino acids. Gene Ontology annotation, molecular function: NADP binding; N,N-dimethylaniline monooxygenase activity; flavin adenine dinucleotide binding. The transcript has 8 exons.
AUGGAGAAGGAGCAGGCCGAAACUGUAGAGGAGCAAGCGCUGGUUUACAAUUUCUCCCAUGUCUCCUUCAACUUUAGUAUCGCCAGUGUCUCGAAUAUCUCUAUCCUCUUACUACGCUACGAGAAUAGAGCAAACUAUUCCCGUCCACCCCGGCGGCUUCGCUGCACGAUCAUUGGCGCCGGUGUCUCCGGCCUUCUCAUGGGUUACAAGCUGAGGAAGCAUUUAAAGGACUACGUUGAUUUCCAGAUAUUCGAAAAAUCGCCCGAGCUAGGGGGAACUUGUUACGCUUCGUCGCAGGAGAUCAACAGCUAUCUCAAAGGAGUCGCGCUCCAUUUCGAAUUGGAGCAAUUCAUCCGAUACAAUAGCAAGGUUAUAUCUGCAGAGUGGUCGGAUAACACAAGUACAUGGACGGUUCAAAUUGAAAAUGGCCCAGCCGUCGAAGCGGAGAUCCUAGUCAACGCAAGCGGCAUUCUUAACAAUCUCCAAAUGCCUGACAUCGAGGGCCUAUCGACAUUCUCAGGCCCCGUUUUGCACACCGCUCAAUGGGAUUCCUCAGUAGACCUCCGGGACAAGAAAAUAGGUGUUGUUGGCUCCGGAGCAAGCGCCAUUCAGCUACUUCCCCAGAUUCAGCCUCUAGCAGACAAGAUUCACGUGUACAUUCGAACCCCUUCUUGGAUCUGUCCCCCUGUGGCGUUGCCAGAUGGCGGAACGGCGUCUUACGAAUACCAGGAACGCGAAAAAGAACGGUUCAGGUGGAAUGACGAGGUAUACUUGGAAACCCGAAAGGCCAUGGAAGACAAGUUUAACGGAAUGUUCCGUGCCUUCGUCAAGGACAGCCCCGAACAGAGAGACCUACGCACCAAGUUCGAGGCUCGUAUGAAGUCGCUUAUCCCAGAUGAGGUUUUGCAGAAGCACUUGAUCCCCUCGUUUGAGGUAGGGUGCCGGCGCAUCAAUCCUGGAGAGGACUUCCUUAUAGCCCUUCAAAAGCCGAAUGUGGAGCCUGUUUUCCAUCAAAUCGAAAAGAUCGUCCCUGAAGGUACUAUUGCCGGUGGCGUAUUGUAUCCGGCAGAUGUCCUCGUGGCUGCAACCGGAUUUAAUACCACCUUUACGCCCCGGUUCCCCAUAAUCGGUUUGAAUAGAGUGAAUCUGCAGGACCUGUGGUCGGAGAAUCCCAUCUCCUACUUGGGGACAGGCGUGGCGGGAUUCCCGAACUAUCUCAUUUUCUUAGGUCCCAAUACGCCCAUCUCGAACGGCAGCUUGAUGGGGGCUCUUGAAGCCACAAGCGACUACUUUAUUCGGAUCCUGCGCAAGAUGAUUCGACAGCGCAUCAAGUCAUUCAAGGUUCGCCCCGACGCCCAGAGAGAUUUCGACGUGCAUACGCAAGCCUCCAUGCGGGACAUGGUCUGGACAGGUACAUGCCGCAGUUGGUUCAAGAGAGGCGUCGAUGGAAAAGUGACGGCGUUGUGGCCUGGGAGCUCCCUCCACUACAUGCAAGUACUUGCCGAAAACCGCUGGGAAGAUUACGAAUGGGAAUAUGAAGGAGAGCGAUAUGCGUACUGGGGACACGGAUUAUCAUGGGUUGAGAGUCCCAAGCUGGACCCUCUGGGAAUCGAAGAGCAAGAGGCCUGGAGGACGGCAACGACAAUUCCACGUAAGGGCUCCGAUCUAAGUUUCUACCUGUGGAAAAGCCCGCCCCUCCCGCGGAGUUGUCUUCUUCCAUUCCAAAAUAGCCAGUCGCGGCUGCGGACCCGACCCGACCAGGGGGUGGAGGUGACCGAAAAAGCUACCAACAGCCCAAAGGAGGUUGUCGCACUAAAUGGCGUACUCGGCGGAGUCGCAACUGACUCCGGAAAAGAGCAGCGUGUGGGUGUCACUGUACCGGUGUAA